AUGCUAGGUCCAGGAUUGCAUUUUAAUAGGAGCAGAAAUGGGGAGGAUCGGUUUUACAGCGUAGCGAGGGCUCGUCGGAGUCGAGAUCACCUGCGGAGAGCCCAAAGUGACGUCACUACCAGCCGCUCUCAGAGUCGAGUUGAUGAGCCUCUGGAAAAAGCUAAGCUGGCUGAUGCUGUGCCGAAGGUAGUGGCAACCGAACCAUCACCAUCGUGUAAUCUGAAGCGGUUCUUGGAGUCCGUCAUCCCUUCAGUUCCGGCUCAACAUUUAUCCAAGACAACGAUAAGAGGAUGGAAAACAUGCAAUGUGGAGUUUCAGCCAUACUUUGUGCUAGGUGAUUUAUGGGAGUCAUUCAAGGAAUGGAGUGCAUAUGGUGCUGGAGUGCCAUUGAUAUUGAAUGAGAGUGAUUCCGUGGUUCAAUAUUGCGUGCCCUAUUUAUCGGGUAUUCAAUUGUAUGCUGACCAUUCAAAGAGUUCAGCAAAAUCAAGGCGACUUAGUGAGGAAAGUGAUGGUGAUAGUUUUGAGGAUUCUAGUAGCGAUGGAAGCAGCGACUGUGGACAUGAUAGAGGCGGUUUGAAUUAUUUAAGCCAACAACAUUGUUAUCAUUGUCAGUCAAGUGAUAAUCCUCUUAGAAUAGACCAAUUGUCCGUGAGAGACCAGAAUAUAGCAUUUCUAGAAGGUUUUUCUAGUGAUGAAAGUGAAUCUGGAAGUUCACAAGGUUGCUUGUUGUUUGAGUAUCUUGAAAGGGACCAACCUUACAGUCGAGAGCCUUUGGCAGACAAUAUAUAUGAUCUUGCUCUCCACUUCCCUGAACUAAAAACUCUCAGAAGUUGUGAUAUACUCCACUCCAGUUGGAUUAGCGUGGCCUGGUAUCCUAUUUACAGGAUACCAACGGGACAAACACUCAAUGAUUUGGAUGCUUGCUUUCUGACCUACCAUUCUUUUCACACACCCGUGACAGGUAGCGAGGCUAUGCAUCCUCCAAUUGUCACAUACCCCAGUGAAAUGGACGGCAUCCCCAGGAUUCGCUUGCCAGUUUUUGGUCUUGCUUCGUACAAAUAUAAAGAUUCAUUGUGGACUUCGAAUGCCGGAUGUCAGCACCAAUUGGAAAACUCCCUCUUGCAGGCUGCUGAUGAUUGGCUGACGUUACGACACGUCAACCACCCAGAUUUCCUUUUCUUCUGGCGUUGA
Fraxinus pennsylvanica is the source of this 1191-nucleotide messenger RNA. NCBI's taxonomy places the organism in Eukaryota, Viridiplantae, Streptophyta, Magnoliopsida, Lamiales, Oleaceae. The record is from the annotation of a GenBank genome assembly.